Messenger RNA from Diutina rugosa, 1089 nucleotides. It is a transcript of the gene DAO2, whose product is annotated as Dao2p. The record is from RefSeq and is a predicted model, not a curated record. Bases 1 to 1089 code for a protein of 362 amino acids. The transcript has a single exon. NCBI's taxonomy places the organism in Eukaryota, Fungi, Ascomycota, Pichiomycetes, Serinales, Debaryomycetaceae. Gene Ontology annotation, molecular function: D-amino-acid oxidase activity; FAD binding.
AUGCCGAAGGUGGUUGUUGUUGGUUGUGGUGUACUUGGUCUUUCAACGGCGUGGGCAAUUAAGGAACACCAGCCUCAGACUACCGUCUUGGUGAUCGGCAAGGCGGGUCCCCACGUCCGCCUGACAAACUUAUCAAUGACGAACGACCAUCAUUAUACGUCGCCGUGGGCGGGUGCCCAUUUCCGACCAUUUCCGCUGAAAACCAAUCAGGAGUGGACCGAAAGUCAGUUCACUCGAGCCACUCAGCGUCGCCUACGCAAACUUGCCAUAACUAAUCCAGAGCUGUCGGUACAAUUUAUUGAUGGCAUCGAAUACUUUGAGGCCCCUGAUCAAUUCUAUCGGGAAUUAGCCAAAGGCUACCGUGAAGAAAUGGAGGGGUUUGAGGUGUUACCUACAGCGGAGCUCCCUCAAGGAGUAACAAUGGGAGUGAAGUACCGAACGUGGGCAAUUAAUCUGCCACUCUAUUUGCAAUGGCUCUAUCGUAAGUUGUUUUACGAAUAUCAAGUGGAUUUUAUUGAGACGGAGCUCACAAGUUUGCGCAACGUUAAUGACUACGUCCCCGGCAACCCUAUCAUUGUCAAUUGCUCGGGAAUGGGGUUAAUGUACGACGGCGGUUACGACCCCGAAUGCUACCCGAUCCGAGGCCAAACGCUUUUGGUGCGCCCCCCUUGCAAUAACCGAUUUGCUGCAACCACCGUCACGCAUCAACUGAAGGAGGGCCUCUGGACAUUUUGCAUUCCUCGCCCUCUUGAUGGGGGGAUGAUAAUAGGGGGUACGAAACAAGUCGGUGACACGUACGAUGGUGUUCGAGAUGAUGAUACUAAUCAAUUAUUGACCCGAGGUCAAAUGUUAUUCCCCGAGUUGUCAAAAAAUGGCAAGUUUGACGUGGUUAACAUAAAUGUUGGGUUUCGUCCCGCCAGAAAUGGGGGAUUGAACACUCUGAUGGAACCAUUACAACAGUACCCGCAACGACAAAACCAUGUCAUUAACAAUUACGGUGCUGGGGGGAUGGGCUACGAAUUGUCUUACGGCCUGGGUUUACAGGUAGUGGAACAUUUACGCUGUUUGGUUAGAGCGAACAAACUCUGA